AUGAAGGCAGUCGCAACUACAUCGUCGUUAUCUCGUUCGGCGAGCACCUUUGAUACGGAUGUGGAGGCUUUGAGGAAGAAAGAUAUUCCUGCUCCGAACUAUCUGCGUAGCUUUGCGAAACCAUUUCUUGUUGGGCCUGAUGUAUUUGAGUUUUUAUAUUGGCUCUGUACAUGCAGAUAUUAUCACCGUCCACUCCAAAAUCGCUUCCUGUAUCUGCUUGGAUCCACAUCCUCGCUCUUGAUGAAAGCAGGAAUUGGUAGAGCGACAACUUUGUUGGUUGCUGAUGAGGCUCCAACGAAUUCAUUGUUGACGGACGAGCUGUGGAUACAUCACCCGAAAGCACGCGAGCUUAUAGUUGAGUUUGCGAACAGUAUUCUGUGA
Marasmius oreades (fairy-ring Marasmius) is the source of this 381-nucleotide messenger RNA. RefSeq lists its product as uncharacterized. The coding region runs from base 1 to 381 and encodes 126 amino acids. The record is from RefSeq and is a predicted model, not a curated record. The transcript has a single exon. NCBI's taxonomy places the organism in Eukaryota, Fungi, Basidiomycota, Agaricomycetes, Agaricales, Marasmiaceae.